Sebastes umbrosus (honeycomb rockfish) is the source of this 6282-nucleotide messenger RNA. It is a transcript of the gene aff1, whose product is annotated as AF4/FMR2 family, member 1. The coding region runs from base 441 to 3827 and encodes 1128 amino acids. Gene Ontology annotation, cellular component: super elongation complex; nucleus. The record is from RefSeq and is a predicted model, not a curated record. Gene Ontology annotation, biological process: regulation of gene expression. The transcript has 19 exons. NCBI's taxonomy places the organism in Eukaryota, Metazoa, Chordata, Actinopteri, Perciformes, Sebastidae.
UUGAUUCUUUUGUGACGCACUUCAUUGGCAUGUUCAUCAUGUCUGGUUGAAAUUUGUUAAAUGAUUUGUCUGUCGUUGUUGUUUUUUUUUCAGCUGCAGUGCUCUGAAACCUAGAAGAAACAUCACAAGCACUGGGGCUCUGUGCCAUCAAAUCUGAACUCACUCACCAAAACUGGCACCAAGGUGGAAUAGUGAGUCAGAAGAUCUGCUUCGGUGUUUCUGGGCAGAAGAGUGAAUCCCCGCCAGCUCCAGAGGUCCUGCUUUUUUAGCUGUAAACAAGUAUAUACAAUGAAGAAAGGAAUCGUCUUCGCCUCCAAGCAUGGGAACAGAGGAACCAAGAAGCAAGCCAAGCCAAAGAGCUCAACCCUGAGAAUGUGCCACUCUUUGGGGAACCAUACAAGACAAACAUAGGGGAUGAGCUUUCCACUCGAAUCCAGAGGAUGCUGGGCAGUUAUGAAGAUGUGAAUAAUCCACAUCCCUUUGCCAUUGAGCCUUUACCCAUUCCUACUUAUGCAACCUCCUCACAGUCAGAUCAGGGUCAGCCAAACAGAGAUAAACCAACCAAACCUCCAUUCCAUAACCAGGUCCAUUACAUGUCCACCCAGAGUCAGAAAGCCCCCUCUAGUAAUGGUUACUCCUCUCAGCCCAUGAGGACGUCCGCUGCCGCUUCUUCUCCUAACCACCAUGGACAUUCAUCCACUUUCUCAAACGCGUCGCUGAACCACAGUCAGCUCAGCCUCUCGGCACAUCAACAAAAGAAGAGUGAAGCCCACUCAGAUCUCAGGGAGCGUGUCAGCCUUCCCCACGAAAUGUCUUCUCGGUCUCCUGAUGCUAAGCCACCACCCUUUCCACAUUCCAGUGACCAUGAUGACAAUGACACGGACACUAAGGACGCCUUUGAUAGACAUCAACUUCAAGUGUCCACAGAUCUGCCCUCUGAGUCUGCCAGCACCAUGGAUGUUUCCUCACUUAACCUAAAACAGUCUCCCAAAGAUGUAUCUCGGCCUCAAGCCAACAAGGGUAACGCCCUACCUUCCCAGACCUUCCCUUCACUCCUAUCGUCUAAGCAGCCCGGUGUAGUCAUGACCCACAAGCCAACAGCAUAUGUGCGGCCCAUGGAUGGUCAGGACCAGGUGGUCAGCGAGUCUCCUGAGCUGAAACCUUCACCAGAGCCAUAUGUACCUCUACCGGAGUUAAUCAACAAAUCUGACCUGGGCAAAACGAAGAUGCUGCCACAAUUUUUGGAGACAAGGUCAAAUGAAGUUCAGUGUGUCGAGGACAUCUUGAGGGAAAUGACCCACUCAUGGCCCCCUCUCCUGACAGCUAUACACACACCUAGCACAGAUGAACCCUCCAAGUCCCCGUUCCCAGCCAAGGAAACAGAGCAUGUCUCUUCAUGUCCAGGAAAAAGAAACUAUGAGUCUUCUCCUGCAGAUCCAUCCCAGCUCAUCCAGCAGAGCUCCUCAUCUUCAUUUGAAGCAGCACAUUCCAGAGGGGUAGAGUCCGCCAGCUCCAGCGACUCAGAGAGUAGCUCGAGAUCUGAGUCGGACAGUGAAGGCACCAUUGAAGAUCCACCUCAACUCCCUUUAAGCAACUCCGUUAAAACCGAGCCUGAUGCUCCAGCAGUGGCCCAUGGUGAUUGGCAGUUGGGGAACUGGAUCAGGUCCAGCCAGCAAAACUCCGGCACUGAAAGUCAAAGCGGUGCACAUGCCUCUGAGAGCCCUGCUCACAAACAGCAACCACCCACUCAAAGCUCCAAGCACUCACUCAGUGUCGAGGUGGUCGACCCCACCAGGGAGUCCAAACCUCAGCUUUCAUCUCACCACAAAGAGUUCACUGAUAGGCUUGCAAAGCCCCAGCAGCACAGUGAAAGCCCUCAGGACAACUAUAACAAUCAAAGUAGCCAAAAAUCUCCCUCUGCUGAUUUGAGCAGCUGUAGCAGUUCCAGGAAACUUUCAUGCAACACUCACUCCUCAAAACCAGCGAAGGCAGGUUGCCCAGAUCGCACUGAAGCAGCUAUCAGCGUGAAGUGUGAGGAAGUUGUCACCACGCAAGGCAAAGAUCCCUGUUUCACAGAUAGACCCAAGGUAAAGACGAAAACAGGACAUAGCAAGAAAAGCAAGGACAACAUUGACACUAAAAGAGACAGUAAGAGGACUUCUAAAUGCACGUCACUUGACAAGCGGAAGGCUGGAUCACAGCCUGCAGUCAAAGUGGUCCUGUGUGGUCAUUGUCCAUCAUGUGGUGUGCAAUAUCCUAACCCCUGCUCCUGCCCCACCCAAUGUCCUGCUCAGCCUGACCAGCUGUCUCCUGCCCCGCCACUCAGAAUCAGUUGUAGCAAACCAAAGUCAGAGACCAUCUGCCAGAAGGGCACCAAGAAUCCUCACAAAACAACCCACAAGAACUCAAAGAAGACUGAGCAGAUAGCCAAGAGUUCUCGGGAUCCUUGCAGGCCUCCUAGGUCCCUGCUGGUAAAGAUUGAUCUAAGUCUACUCUCAAGAGUUCCCCGGACCUCCAGAAACCACCAGGAGAUUCCCAGCAAUGCAAAGAGAUCAGCACUAGUCAUAGAGAAAGACGGAGGGGGCAGUGAUGCUUCUACAACACACAAACUCACCAAAACCAGCAAAAAGAGUAUAUCUCAAAAUGUUGAGGUAGAUAAUACAACACUUCCCAGGAAGAAACAGAGGCUGGAAAACAAGAAUACCUCAUCAACUCAUGCUUCUGUCAAACUGGAACGUUCCAGCAAUCCAAAAGAGGACAGAGAGCGAAAGAAGGCAAAGAAAAACCCUGUUCCUCUGCAGCCGCCUCUGACACCCAAAGACGCUGCUAAAGGCCCAAAGGUGCACAAACGCAGUUCUGGGGAGACCCAGGAGACCAGUAAGGAGGCUGCGAAGAGCAAAAAAGAUGCACGCAAGCAAAAGAAGAGCAGUGGAAAGUACACAGAACACCCACCCUUUGAAAAGCAGAAGUCCCCAAAGAGCAGCCUUGCCGUCCCGUCAUCUUCACAGCCCACCAGGGAAGCUUUGAGCAACAGGCCCUUGUUCAGAUUAGAGGACAGGCAGUAUCCAGUGAAGCAUUAUAUAAAGGAGGCCAAAAAGCUGAAGCACAAAGCAGACGCAGAGUCAGAUAAGCUCAGUAAAGCUUUCAACUACUUGGAUGCGGCCAUGUAUUUUGUUGAAAGUGGCAUUGCCAUGGAAAAAGAUCCACACAUUUCAAUGUCUUCCUACACAAUGUUUGCAGAGACAGUGGAACUGCUCAAGUUUGUACUGAAACUUAAAAACUCAGUGGACGCCUCUUCUACACCCUCAGAAAAGGACUUUAUAGCUUUAUGUUUGAAGUGCCAGUCUCUCCUGCAGAUGGCCAUGUUUCGCCACAAACACAAAACUGCACUCAAGUAUUCAAAGACUCUCACCGAUCACUUCAGUAACUCAACAACUCACGAGCCCUCUGUAGUAACAUCAAAAGUCACAGACACCCCGUCCUACAUGCCCAACAUGCCGUCUCCAGCCAACACGUCCACCAGCUCAGGUCCCGGCUCCAACCACAGUGGCAGCGGGUUGGUUGUGGACCCUGUCGGCAGCACUGUAGCCGUUCCCCAGGCUAUUGGACAAGUGGCAUUCAACUACAUCAACAUCACUAUGUUAUUCUUGAGCGCUCAUGAAAUCUGGGAGCAAGCAGAGGAGCUGGCACAAAAAGGCAGUGGUAUGCUGACAGAGCUGGACACAGUUAUGGGCCCAUUGAGCGCAAUGUCAAGUAUGAGCUCUAUGGUCCGUUAUACGAGACAAGGCGUCCACUGGCUGAGGCUGGACAGCCAAAAGGUAAAGUGAGCAACGGCCUGCUCCGGUCACAGAACACCUCGGAGCUGCCUCGCUCUACCUUUACUUCGCCUCAGUGUGUUUAACUCUGAUACCGACCUGGACUGUCCCUCAGGCUUGUGCCAGUUUUCUUUUCCUUCACACGGACAUAAACUCAUCUCAACGAAAAGGUAGACAAAGAUGUCAUCUCACGUGAUGUGCGUUCUUCAGGAUGCCAACACUGAUCAUUGCACUUGUUUAUUGUUUUCUCACAUGUCCACUUGGGUGUCUUUUCUCUUUCUCUCUGGCACUUUUAUGAACAUGGGUUUCAUCUGCUGUAAUCCACAUAUAUCAUGUCUUGUAUCUACGUUGUACCUUCCUGUUCCUCUUUCAUCAGUUAAUGUGUCGUAAUCAUUUGUGAAUCGCAGCUCUUUAUUCAGGUGCGACAUCAACCAAAUUUGGAUGGAAGCACAUCAAAUAUAACCAAAAGUGCCAUUUGGUGGCUCUAUAAUUCUCCGCAGCCUUAUUUGCAUGGUUGUGGUGCAAAUCCUGACACAGAUCUUAUUUAUUAUGUCACCUUUUUGUUAUUAAUGUUACUAUAAGGCACUUAAAUAAUUGUUUAAAUGUAUCAUGAUUUUUAUUUAAUUUAAUUUUCUGAAAGAUCGGUUUGAUUUGGCUUUAGGGAUUUUUGUAUUUUUUAAAUUCUGCAUUUUAUUUCUCCCAUGAAUCAGCGAGGAUUUAUGAAGUCACUUCUUAUAACAUUUGUACUGGUAACACGGUCUAAUCUGGACUAUGUUGGAAGAAGAUAGAAGAAGAAAUAUGGGGAAAUUGUUUUGCAAAAGCACCAGAUAAUAUUAAAUCAUUUUCAGUUUUUCAAAUGAGUGUUGCUCUGGUCAGAUUGAAACAUUAUUCUUGUGCAAUAAUAAUUGCCAUACAACACAAAAGUGCCAUUCUGUUAAUUAGACGUUUGUCCUCUCAGGACAUGUAGAUUGAAUUAUGUACAGAAUGAGUGUUGCCUAUAACAAAGAUAAAUCUGGACAUGAAUAAUGAGAUACGGAGGCAAAGAGGGAAAGGUUAUAUGAUUGCAGGGGAGACUUUACCUGUAAGGUUCAGUCUUUGAUGAAUGUAGAAAUCAGUGUGUGUCAGGUGUUACCGUAGAAUCGGUGGAAUUUUAGGGCAUAACUAGUAAAGGUCUGUCGGGUGUUUCUGAUGGUUUUGUUGAUAUGAUGGUAGAUGGCUGCAGCUCAGGAGCAGGGGAGGUUUGGCCGUUGUCUUUCUCUGUAGUGACUAGUUUCAGACCAAAGCAGAAUCCAUUUUAUUCUCGUCAUCCUGUUAAAAAAAAAAUUUGCCCUCCUUCUAAUGGAAGUUAUAUAAGCAUCGAAGUACAGUAAACAUCUUAACUACUUGCAAGAACAAAAGAAGGGGGAUCAUUUUACAUCCCCGGCUUUCCAUAGGUAUAGUGGUGGGUGUAGUGGUUGACCGUGUUUGUCAGUUUGAGUUACCUUUCAAGUAUAGUGGGACUCCCACAGUCGUUCAACAGAUAUGAAACUACAGUAGUGUUCCCUUUAUUUGUUUUUGCACCAGGAAUUGGCUUUCCUCUGUUUCCCACACUUUUGUUGAGUAGCAAAUGUUGAGUUCCAAUAUGUUUACUAAAUCUGUGGGAGUAGAAGAAAAGGCCAAACUAUAGCUUACUAAAAAAAAAAAUGCACUUUGUUGAGUAUUUGUAGUUAAUUGUAGAGUGUUAUUGGACAAAAGAACACCGCGUUCCUUUACUCUUGUUUAAUGUAACUUUGAUUCGAAGCAAUAAAGCAUGUUGGUUACAUUUUUUUUUUAGUGAGGUGUUGACGCAGUUAUCACAAGUUCACGUGGGAUACAAAAAUAAUCAGUAUGAAAUCGGGAUGUGGGAAAAGAAACAUUGCUUUAGAUUAGCGCAUUCAGAUAGAACGUUUCUUGAAAUGAGCACCAUUGGGUUUUCAAAUGUUUCGCUUGUCAAUUCAGUUGGUGUGUCUGUGUGUGUGUGUGCAAUUACACGAUAAAAGGGCUAAACGAGGAUCACAAAGUGUUCCUGACUUUAUUUUCUCACAUAAAUGAUAAAGUGAUAUUUUUUUAAGUAAGGACGAGUACACUGGUGCCACGGCAUUUGGGAUUAUUUUUAUGUACCGAUCAUCAGCAGGCUGCUAUAAAAAUCAUCUUUAGAGUUUCUUGUGAUGUCUACACUGCACACAAGGUCAUUUUGACAUUCAUAAAUAGCGCAACUUCAACUGUUUUCUUGUCUUUUCCAACCUGUGGCUUUAGUUCUAUCAUCAUGGAUUGUUGGUGCUUCAUUUAUGAAUUACUCUGCAACGAGUUUACACUUCUUGUCCAAAUAAUUAUUUACUGGAGAAAUGUUCAGAAACAUUUUUGAAGGAUGCUUUUUUUCCUUUUGUGAAAUAUGUAAAGAAUUUGUGUUGCAGUGUACAGAGAUGAAUAAACACUGGAAAAAAAUGUA